Dermacentor albipictus is the source of this 2067-nucleotide messenger RNA. RefSeq lists its product as uncharacterized. NCBI's taxonomy places the organism in Eukaryota, Metazoa, Arthropoda, Arachnida, Ixodida, Ixodidae. The record is from RefSeq and is a predicted model, not a curated record.
AUGGCGAUGCGCUCGACCCCGAAAACCGUGUCAUCGGUGGCGACGCCCGUUGCUCAGGGUGACGCACCACCCAACCCGCGCGACAAGCGAGGCUUCAAAAGGUCUGCGCAAACUGUCGCACCGUUUCACACCAUGGUGGUGCGGAUAGAGAAAGCACGCCCGCCGCCGCCGUCCCGGGUGCUGAGGCCGCCGCUGCUGCUGCGGGAUGCGCCGUCGAGAGGUCGUGGCUGCUCGGAUUGGAAGCGACGAACCCUUCAGGCUGUCGUCUUCGUCGCCAUCUUGUCUCCGCUGUGCUUGGCACCCGGUGCGGAUGCGUUGUUCCUGAAAAAGAAGCUCAAGCUUUUGAAGGCCAGCAAAGGCAAGUUUGGUCUUAGGCCCCAGCCCCAGCCGCAGCACGCGGUCGGCGCAGCAUGGUUGCCGCCGCCUCAGUGGGUACCGCCCCCUCACCCGGUGCCGCUGAGCGGACCUCCGGUGUCCCACUGGAGCUACACUGGCGACUACUCCGGGUGGGUGCCCCCGCCAGCGCCACAACCAGUGCCGGCGCACGGCUGGGCUGCCGCACCACCAGCUGUGCACGCAGCCCACCCACCACCGCAGGGGCCCACGACGACGUACGUGGUCGAGGCGCCAGUGGACCCCGGAACAGCGUCGUUCGCAUCGGCCGCCGGCAAGGGAGCGCACCGGCCGAGGGGACCGCAGGAGUACCAGUACACGCUGCACUGCCCUUACGAGCUGUACAUCCAGGCCGAGCAGCCCACGAACAACAAGGACCGCUGGUGACGCUGCUCACGGUGCCUGUCGAGCGACGGGCGACACCGACCUAUAUAAUAUCAGCGAUAUUGAACGAGUGGGUCGCCACAGCCUUGUGAAAGCUUCAAAGAUUGCGCAUAAGCCUUUCGCUGUGUAGAUACUUGACGGCCAGUUGUCUCGACACAACACGUCACGCUGUUCCAUGCUUGAACUUUGCUGUUACGGGAGAAUCGAGAAUAGCUAGAUUAGGCCGUCGUUAAGAGGAAGCUUUAGCUUUGGUGCUCCUUUCUAAAUACAUGUAGAAGGAGAAUUCGUUUUUUUUGGCAACCACUGCACCAGAGUUGACGGAGUUUGUUGCAUUUAAAAGAAAAACUUGAUAUCUAAUGACACUUGGUUUCGAAAGAUUAAUCUAGAUUGACAUUUUUUAUUAAAAAUUGGGAAAACCCACAAAAGUUUGCGACUCUCUAACUCAGCAAGCAAAAUUGAUAUCACAAUUCUGUGAAUUUCAUCUAAUAGUGCAUCUAAAGCGGACAAAAUUGAUGUUACAUAUGAAGCUAAAAAUUUUAGUAACAUGGAAAUACAGCAUUUGCAGAGCCUUUGUACACAACCAAAUAAAUUAGUUUAAGGUAUAGAUUCACAUAUCCAAUUUUUCCGCUUUGAUUAUGCUAAGGAAUUCCGUUUACAGAACCGCGAUAUCUGUUCUUGAUGCAGAGCUAUUAAUUUAUAAACAUUGUGCGUCUAUUUAUUCCAAAUUCAUUCCAAAUUUUAUUCAAAUUUUCGAAAACCCUUUCCCCAAAAGUCAGGCCCUAAAUCGAAGUUCCGCUUGCAACAGUCACUAGAAUUUAUCUUUCUCUCUCAAAUGCAACAAAUGUCAUUAAACUCGGUCCAGGGGUUAUCUCAGAAAAGCGUUUCUGCGUUUUACACGUAUUUAUAUAGGCCACGUCGGAGCUGGGCCUGAGCUAAAGCUUCCUCUUAAACGGCCCUCACCAGAUCUGGCCAUUGUGAGCUGGCAAGUGCAGAGCAUACAUUGCGCCAUAACGACCGUGUCUGCAAAGUAUUACAUUGCUACGCGCCGCGGAAAGAUGUGAAAUAUCAAACCAAACGCCGUUUUUCCUUCUCCUCGCGGCCGCCGCCCUCCAUGCCGGAGGAUGACGUACUCGUGUGCCUGCACCUACGUACUGGUGUCCGCAGUUUCACGUCGCUCGUGGUGACACGUGACUUCGAGAAAUAUUCAAGGCAACGUUGGCUAUUUGUGGGUAUCUGUUGCCUGAAUUGACGAAUUGAUGUUUAGAGAAAUAAUAAAAUACACAAACGGAG